This is a messenger RNA of Neltuma alba, 1372 nucleotides long. RefSeq names its product GDSL esterase/lipase At5g03810. The transcript has 5 exons. Lineage: Eukaryota; Viridiplantae; Streptophyta; Magnoliopsida; Fabales; Fabaceae. The coding region runs from base 236 to 1288 and encodes 350 amino acids. Gene Ontology annotation, molecular function: hydrolase activity, acting on ester bonds. The record is from RefSeq and is a predicted model, not a curated record.
AGAGAGACUGAAUCAGAAGACAAAAUCAUGGAAAUCUCAGAUGCUGUUGAACUUGCUUCUUGACACGUCCGUAGGCAGCUUUUUCAGAAUCAUUGCUCUUCCUGAUAUCUAUUAUUUCACUUUGACCCUUUUUGGUUUCUUUUAAUGCUCCUCCACUGCUUGAAUUCCCCGAUCUGCCAUUAUCAUCUUCAGUUAACCCGCAAUUGUCUUCCCUGUUCACUUAGUUAAGUUUCUUAUGGGUGUUUCAAGUUCCCUCUUUGUUUCAUUACUUGCUCUUCUGGGUUUCUCACUUGUCCAUGGGGAUCCUCUGGUUCCUGCGCUGAUGAUAUUCGGAGACUCUGUGGUUGACGUGGGAAAUAAUAAUAACCUCUUAACAUUGGUGAAGGCAAAUUUUCCUCCUUAUGGAAGAGACUUUGUCACUCACAGACCAACCGGAAGGUUCUGCAAUGGAAAACUUGCCGUAGAUUUCACUGCUGAAUACCUCGGUUUUACUUCAUACCAACCGGCUUAUCUAAGCCAAGAGGCUAGAGGGACGAAUCUUUUGAUAGGAGCCAACUUUGCCUCUGGUGCUUCUGGUUACCACGACGGGACAGCAGCUUUAUAUGGGGCGAUUUCUUUGACUCGGCAGUUGAAACACUACAAGGAGUAUCAGAGAAAAAUUGUGAAUAUGGUGGGAAAUGCUAGGGCCAAUGAGAUUUUCUCAGGUGCGAUCCACCUUAUUGGUGCUGGAAGCAGUGAUUUUAUCCAGAACUACUACAUUAAUGCCCUUCUGAAUCGAGUCUACUCGCCUGAUCAAUUCUCAGACAUUCUCAUGGCAUCCUACACUAAUUUCAUUCAGAAUCUGUAUGAACUGGGAGCAAGGAGGAUAGGAGUAACCACGUUGCCGCCAAUUGGAUGUUUGCCUGCAGCCAUUACUUUAUUUGGCUCCGGAAGCAACCAGUGUGUUGCCAGACUGAACCGCGAUGCCAUUUCGUUUAACGAUAAACUAAAGAGCACUUCUCAGAGUUUGAAGAGCAGACUUCCUCGUCUAAAGCUUGUGGUAUUUGAUAUCUACCAGCCUCUGUUGGAUCUGAUUACCAGCCCCAGUGACAACGGAUUUUUUGAAGCAAGAAAGGCCUGCUGUGGUACUGGAAUAAUAGAAACUUCCUAUCUCUGCAAUGCAGUGUCUGUAGGAACGUGUGCCAAUGCUACAGAGUACGUGUUUUGGGAUGGAUUUCAUCCAUCUGAAGCAGCAAAUAACGCGUUGGCAGAUAAUCUAUUAGCGCAGGGAAUAUCCCUGAUCACUUAGGCAUUCCGAAUACGACUAAAAAUAUUGCUCUCCAAUGUUUUGGAUGCUAUGACAAAUAAAAUAAAGCUCCUAUAAUUGCACGUA